Messenger RNA from Aspergillus wentii DTO 134E9, 2067 nucleotides. Its product is annotated as Zn(II)2Cys6 transcription factor. Lineage: Eukaryota; Fungi; Ascomycota; Eurotiomycetes; Eurotiales; Aspergillaceae. Gene Ontology annotation, molecular function: zinc ion binding; DNA-binding transcription factor activity, RNA polymerase II-specific. Gene Ontology annotation, biological process: regulation of DNA-templated transcription. The coding region runs from base 1 to 2067 and encodes 688 amino acids. The record is from RefSeq and is a predicted model, not a curated record. The transcript has 2 exons.
AUGAAGCGCAAACCAACUUCAGAACCAACAAACACUCCAUCUAAACGCACUCCCAGGCAAGAUCCAGUGUCGUGCGAGUCAUGCAGACGGAAAAAGCUCAAAUGUAACCGUCAGCAGCCAUGCAGCAGUUGUGUCACUCGCCGGUUGCCCUGCAGCUUCGGGGCUGCCUCGGAGAGUACAAAAGUCAGGGUAGAGCCGAAUGAUACAAAGACAGAUACAUCGCAGAAGCAAAGACAGGAAAAACAAGCAUCUAUCGGCCAUGUUCCAGUGGAUGUACGCCGUGAUAAUAACGAACCGGUGGUGACGGCCGACUGGCUGGAGAAGAUCGUCAUGGGCGAUCGCAUUCCAACAGCGGUUCCAGCCAUGUUGAGAGAAGGAUUGAAUGCGUCGAGAGAAAAUAAUCCAGAUUAUACAGGUGUGGCAGGGAAUUUGUCGAUAUCCUUUACAGCCUCGAGUGAGAAUCCAGCAACGCUGCAGUUGAUUUCGUUUCUCCCCAAACAGGCAGAGACCAUGGCUCUAUUCCAAUACUACACCUCCUACAUCGACUAUCUCUACCAUAUCAUCAUCCCAGACCAUGUGGAAGAGCAGAUCAACGCAAUAUACGACUCCAUCGACAAGAACCAGCCCGUCAAUCUCAACCAUCUUGCUCUGGUGUUUGCCAUCUCCGCCAGUUCAUUAUUCCUCCAACUGUCUGUGGAAUCAUCCGCAUAUGCAGAAAUGUGCAGUCGGGAAUUCACCUUCUUAACUGGUGCUGCCCUGAUCCAGGGCAACUAUACGGCAUAUCCGACCGUGGAAGGACUGCAGGCCACGAUGGUUGUCGCGCAUAACAUCUCCAAUCUGCAUUCGCAUCCGUCUGUGAAUGCAUUAUUCUCCCACACAACCAUCAUCGGCCAGGCGAAGAAUCUCAUGCUGCACUGCAUUGACUCGCCGAAAUAUUCAGAAGAACGAAAGGCGAAGGGAGCUGAUGUGAUGGAAGUUGAAUUGAAAAGACGGCUCUGGUGGGAUUUGGUUUCGUAUGACUGGCUAUUGGGCUUCCUGAGCGGCCCUCAGGAAUGGACUUAUUCAAUCUACAUGGACCAUAUGAACGUCCAGCAACCUGCCAAUAUCGACGAUGAACCUAUUACAAACGCUGACAACUAUUCAUCUCCAACCUCCACUCCCACCAGCAUGUCCUACUCCCUCCAACGCCUCAAACUGGCCUUUGUCUGCCGCGACAUCGUCGACACAACCGCCCACGAACACCUCCACAACCUCGAAAUCAACUACGACAAAAUCCUCACCCUCGACCGCAAACUGCACCAAGCAUACAGCGAACUCCCAGACUUCUUCCGUCUCGAUCCCGUCUCCCGUCGUCGCUUCUCAGCUCUCUACCACGCACGCCCAACCAUCGCCUGGCAACGCUGUCUCCUCCAACAAGGCUAUCACUCUCGCUUCUGCCGUCUCCAUCGCCAGUAUCUCAUCCGUGGCGCUCGAGAUCCCACGUACUCCUAUUCCCACGUGAUAUGUCUACAGUCAGCCAGGAAAGUGCUAGAAAUCAAACGCAUCAUGGACGAAGACGAGCCCAGGUUCGCGCCGCCCAGUGCGGUGGUUUGGUCUGUUAUGCAUCAUGUCUUUAUGGCUGCUGUUAUCUUGUUGAUGGAUGUGUGUUUUAAUUGGGAUGAUAUACUCGCUGAUAAGAGAAAGGAGGAGGUGCUGGAUGCGUGUCGCAUGUUGAGUAAUGCGCAGCAGUCAUCGUCUAUUGUUCGUGAGGGUAUCGAUGCGAUGAUGGGAGUUUUGCAGAAGCAUUGGAAGAAUGGGAAGCCGUUGUCGACACAGGACUCGAGUACAGUGGAUCCAGUGCUGGUUCAGUCGGAUCCUGUUGCUCAGGUUUAUACUCCUGUCUCUGCUGUGGAGAAAGAUUCGUCCAUGGAGCAGGCUCACAAUGUCAUAUCCGAUGAAACAGGGGAAAGACAUUUAGAAGAUAUAUGGACUGAACUGCUCGACAGCGGAGGGAGUCUGGAUUACGAAACACCGGAUUGGACGGGUCUAUUGACGGAGUUGACAAAUACGACUCUCCCGUGCAGUUGA